AUGAGCUCCUCUGACUCUUCUUCCGCGGAAUCCUGUCUAGCCACGGUUAAGAUGAUUUUCACCACCGUGGCCUCGGUGGCUGCAACCGCAAUGCUGGCUAGAUCAAUAGUUGUAGAUUAUUUGCCUGGGGAGAUGACAAUAAUCAUCGAAGAAUUUGAAGGGUUUGUUCACAAUGAAGUCUUUGAGGCGGCAAAGACUUAUUUGGCCACCAAAAUCUCUCCUUUUAACAAAACAAUAGAAGUGAGUAAACACGAGAAAGAGAACAACUACAACGUCAUGUUGGAACGUGAUGAAGAAGUUAUGGACACCUUUAAUGGAGUCAAAUUCCGGUGGGUUUUCCAUUGCUGCUAUGUUAAGUCCAAGAAAUUUCACAACCCGCGGGAUUUAAACUCGAUGUUGAGAUCCGAGGUUAGAUCAUUCAAGCUUAACUUGCACAAGAAAUUCAAGGACGUAGCUCUUAAAUCCUACUUGCCAUUCAUGGUGAAAAGAGCCAAGUUGAUGAAGCAAGAAAUGAAAACACUCAAGAUCUUCACUUUGGACCCAGAUAACAUGUUUCAGACUUACGGAGACGCUUGGACCUCUGUGAUUCUUGACCAUCCUUCUACCUUCAAGACGCUAGCAAUGGACUUAGAUGUCAAGAGAAAUGUGAUUGAGGAUCUUGACCAGUUCAUACAACGCAAAAACUUCUAUAAGAAGCUUGGUAAAGCUUGGAAGAGAGGUUAUUUGUUGUACGGUCCACCAGGAACAGGGAAAUCAAGUUUGAUCGCAACCAUCACCAAUUAUCUCAACUUUGAUAUUUAUGACUUAGAGUUAACUGCGGUUAAAAACAAUUCUGAGCUCCGGAGAUUGUUGAUUUCCACUGCUAAUCGUUCGAUUCUUGUUGUGGAAGAUAUUGAUUGUUCGAUCGAAUUGAAAGAUAGGAUAAUUGAUGAACCCCCUCGGGAAUCAGACGAAACUAAUGACCCACGGUACAAUAAAGUGACACUCUCUGGAUUGCUAAAUUUCAUAGAUGGUUUAUGGUUAAGCUGUGGAGAUGAACGUAUCAUAAUAUUCACAACAAAUUACAAAGAGAAACUCGAUGCGGCUUUGAUGAGGCCAGAACGUAUGGAUAUGCACAUCCACAUGUCAUACUACACGCCGAGUACUUUCAAGGCUCUUGCUUUAAACUAUCGAGAUGUUGAAGAACAUCAGCUUUUCAACAAGAUAGAGGAAAGUAUCGAAGCAACAGAGGUUAGUCCAGCAGAAGUCGCUGAACAACUUAUGAAAACUGACACUGUUGAUAAGAUUCUUGAGGGUUUGAUGGAGUUCUUGAAUUUCAAGAAGACCAAAAUCGAACAAGACAAGGUCAAAAAAGAGGAGCAAGAUUUGGAGAUCAAGAGCACGAUCACUAAGGGAGCAUAUUAUGUGGAUGAACAGCUUAUGCGGAAUGACCGUGUCGAUAAGGUUCUUGAGGGUUUGGUCGAGUUAUCAAAAGCCAAGAAGAUGGACAAUGACCAAGAUAAAGUCAAAUAUGAGGAUGCGAGUAACAUUAACUUGUGA
This is a messenger RNA of Arabis nemorensis, 1539 nucleotides long. NCBI's taxonomy places the organism in Eukaryota, Viridiplantae, Streptophyta, Magnoliopsida, Brassicales, Brassicaceae. The record is from the annotation of a GenBank genome assembly.